This is a messenger RNA of Cokeromyces recurvatus, 676 nucleotides long. RefSeq lists its product as uncharacterized. NCBI's taxonomy places the organism in Eukaryota, Fungi, Mucoromycota, Mucoromycetes, Mucorales, Mucoraceae. The record is from RefSeq and is a predicted model, not a curated record. The transcript has 2 exons. Bases 277 to 609 code for a protein of 110 amino acids.
GAAGUAGAAGUCGAGAAUUAUAUUAAACAUUUAGACCCUUAAAAAUCUAAAUAUAGUAAAAAAAGGACGUUUUCUUUACGUACUCUAAGGCACACAUAACCCAGAAUUCUUUUAUAGAAUUUUCUUACUUCUAUCAUGUUUUAUUGUGCCUUGCAACCUAUUUUAUAUAAAAGAGUGGGAGGGGGAGGGGACGAGGGAUAGAGAGAGCGCAGAAAAAAAUAUAUAAAUAUAUAUCUUAUUAAAAGAUAAUAUAAACUGCACGAUUAUAGAUAUAAAAUGACGCGUCAAUGCUUUAUAUUAUUAGGAAGCUAUGAUCGUAAAAUAUGUCUGGAAAACACUACACAUCCAUGUCCACGUUGUAAAAAGCUAGAUACAGUUCAAUUAACACGUUUUGAAAAUGAAUUAAUUAUAUGUAACAAGAGAAUUGGAUUACCAAAUAACAUGAGUGUUCGAUAUGCUUGUAAAUCGUGUAAUUGGAAAAAUGACAGUUUACCAGAUAACAGUAAUACUUCUUUACCUAUUUAUGAUAAAAUGCCUAUAUUCAUGGACUCCAAUUCCAAUCAAAUAAAUCCACUUUCUGUUACAACUUCAGCAAAAGUAUUCUCGUAAAUCAAUUAUAAUGAUACAAGGCAAUACUCUUUUAUUGUUUUUAUUUAUUUAUUUAUUUAUACAUAUG